Molecule: messenger RNA, 1284 nt
Organism: Ogataea angusta
Lineage: Eukaryota; Fungi; Ascomycota; Pichiomycetes; Pichiales; Pichiaceae
Exons: 1
Coding region: 1-1284 (427 amino acids)
Cellular component (GO): cytoplasm
Molecular function (GO): identical protein binding; pyridoxal phosphate binding; L-ornithine transaminase activity
Source: RefSeq, a predicted model, not a curated record
AUGCCUGAAGCUCACUUCACAGAAAAGACCCGUGCGGUACUGGAAGAGUACGAACGCUGCAAAGGCGGUUUCACGCCUCUUCCAAUUGCGCUCACAAAGUCUCGCAAUGCCACCUUAUGGGACGUGGAUGGAAACAGAUACAUUGACUUUCUCUCGUUCUUUGCCGUCGCCAACAUGGGCCACGCACACCCCAAGAUCGUGGAAGCCGCGUGCACAGCAACUCGAGAAUGUCCGAUGGCCAACACGGCAUUUGUCAACCCGAGUUACGCAAAGCUUGCAUCCAAGAUCAAAGAAAUCCUUGGUUACGAUAGUAUCGUGUGCAUGUGUACCGGAGCCGACAGCACAGACGCGGCCACAAAAAUUGCCCGUAAGUGGGGUUACAAGGUCAAGGGGAUUCCUGCUGGCAAGGCCGUGGUACUGACGGCGUCUGCAUGCUACCAUGGGAUUACUAUAUCGACUCACUCGCUGUCGUCCGCUCCCGAAGACCUGUUUGGUCCGUACGUGCCCGGUGUUGGCCCAGUCUCGCCAUCUGGUGUACUCGUCGAGUACGGGGACAUAGAGAGUCUCAAGAAGGCAUUGGAAAAAGACCACGAGACCAUUGCGGCGUUCAUGGUGGAACCAAUUCAGGGUUCUGCCGGAAUCAUUGAUCCACCAGAGGGGUACCUGAAACAGGCGUACGAUGUGUGCAAGCAGUACAAUGUGCUUUUCAUUGCCGACGAGGUGCAAACUGGACUGGGAAGAACAGGCGAAAUCUUGCACAGUUGGCGUUCUGGGGUGAAGCCCGACCUCGUAUGUCUCGGCAAGGCUUUGGCAGGCGGCGUGGCACCGCUCUCUGCUGUGUGUGGCAACGCGGACGUGAUGGAUAUCAUCGAGGUCGGCGACAUCGGGUCGACAAUGGCCGCAAACCCGCCAGCCACAGCGGCAGCAGUUGCUGCAUUAGAGGUGCUAGUGGAAGAACGGAUUGCAGAGCAGUCCAAAGAGAAGGGAAAGCUGCUGCGGGAACUGCUCGAAGCAGAAAACGUGGCCCAAAUUUCUGGCUUCAGCGGAGCAGGAAUGUUGUGUGCUGUGAUCCUGAACGCGGAGUAUGUGACUCCGCGGUUCAACGGUCCACGGCUGAGACAUCUGUGUGCCAAGAGAGGGCUGAUGGUCAACAGCGCUUCUGGCGGCAACCGCAUGCGAAUCUGUCCGCCGCCAACUAUUGAGGAGGAUCUUCUUGCUGAGGGCGUCAAGAUUUUUGCUCAGUGUGUGCGUGACCUAGAAUCUGUAGACGAUCCUAUACUGUAA